GCAAGAUCUUACAAAGAUAAUUAAAUGUCUAUUGAAAUAAAUUGAGUUUGUUAAAUUUAUUAUCUUUAUUCAUUCCAAACUGCUCUCUCUCCCUUCUGUCUCUUGGGCUUUAUCUCAUAUCUCUCCUUCCAUCUCUUGCUUAGUUCCUCCUUUUCAUAAUAAUGCAUGAAAAGUAAUUGUGACAUCAGCAACUCUGUCAUUUCUACGAGGGGGAAGGGCUAGAUGUCUCACUUGCUUUUUACAGAUAUGCAGUGUGAAUUCAAAAGAAUUACGAUUCUUUUCAUUUGUUUUUAUAAUGUUCUGAUACUUCCUCCUCUCUCUGGGUAACCAUUGCAUAUAUGGAUUGAUUAGAGGACACGCAGGCAGAUCGUCAUUGGUACUUUUCUCUCCCUAGUCUCUUCUCAUGGGAUAAGGACAGUGAUGAAGCCCACAGGACAUACACUCAUGAGCAGACUGGUUUGCCAGUUAGCUGCAGCUAACCUCUUCCCAAAAGUUUUCUUGGGUCAAUUGCUUUCUCCUUUUGCACUAGAUGAUCAAAUUUUAGAGAGUGCUGACAGACUGACACUCCUCCAGGAGAUAAAAAUAAUUGAGUUGACCUCUUCAUUAGCAAGAAUAAUUCAUUCAGAAAGGAAACUACCAUAUCACAGCAUUUUGUAAAGCUUUAAGGAGAAUAAAAUGGCUUUUGUCAAUCAGGAAUUUAUGUGUAUAACUGGAAUAAAAAGCUAAGGGUACCAUCUACAUUAAAAAAAAAAAACUCAAUUAAUGGAGAAACAGUCAAAGUAAUUGGGUAGAACUACCCUCCUAAUUUUCCAGUUGUUCUUAUACUUAUCUCACCUUGAUGCGACUGCUGUGAACUUCCUCUAAUAUACGGAAAGCAUGCAAAGUAUGAAGAAAACCUGGAAAGAGGGCAUGGUCAAGAAUAAUAACCACACCAUCAAGUCAAAAAGAGGAAGGAGAGAAAUGACAGCUCAGAACCAACAUUGGGUCAAAAAUCAGCCUGAGAGCAGGUGAAAAGCAGGCAUCACUAGAAAAGGUUUCCAAAUGACAGAUCACUCAGCUUUCUUCUUCCUGCAUUUUCUCCUAUGCUAUCUUCACUCAUCCCUCUCAACUUCCCAUUGUGAAAAAUAUGUGAAGAAUAAAGCAGUGAAUUGGGUUUCUAUCAAAAAAGAAGAAAAAUAUCUAUACCUGAAUAACUGUGAUGUGAAAACGAUACAAGAUUACCAAGACAACCAUCUGUCUGUGUUGGAAUUGCUCAACUUGUCAUUUAAUCAAAUAGAGACUUUACCUAACCAGUUCCUCUCUGUAACCAAAAAAAAUGUAACUCUCUACUUGGAAAACAAUAACCUAAAAAGUCUUCCAGGAUCAAUUCUGCAAAACAAAAAUCUGAAAAUAUGUAGCUUGGAUUGCAUCAAUGCUAUUAAGGAUCUCCAUGAGCACUCUGAUAUUAGUAUUUCUAAAGCUAUUUUUAAAAAAUGUGAAUCUUUAAAACUUGAAGCUAUCAUUGUACCUCUCCUACUUGUAAUUCUGCUCCUCUGUGCCCUGGGCUUGGUCUGGUAUUGGAAACGCUACCGCUACCGCUACUCACGUAAUUUUGCUCUGCGAAAAUUUUUGCACAAGAAAAGGCAUCAGAAUGCAUUUGAUUCACUGCGUACACCACAUACUCCCACUGAAUAUGGUGGUCCAAAGCACCUGACACCGAAUCAAAUAAAAGAUAAGCCUUCUCUUCUGUAUAGGAAUGAUGCAGACCAGAGUUAUGAAAAUGUGGAAACUGGCCCUCUGAGAUGUGCAGAGGAAUGCUUGACAGGUCUUUAUGAAAAUACAAACCAAGUCAAUUCUGAGGAGCAUUUAUAUGGAAAUGAAUCUUCAUCUGAAUAUUAUAAUGUCCAAAAACCUCAUUUGCUCAAUUAUCCUCCAGUCGAAGAGAUAUAUAUUCUUCCAGAUUAGUAAUACUGGUUCAUAUCAUUGAAUUUCUCUUGAAAAAAAAAGAAGCAAAAUUCAUUUGUGUUUUAUGACCUAACUAAAAUGAAAUAUUAAAUGUAA
Molecule: messenger RNA, 2040 nt
Organism: Monodelphis domestica (gray short-tailed opossum)
Lineage: Eukaryota; Metazoa; Chordata; Mammalia; Didelphimorphia; Didelphidae
Gene: GAPT
Product: GRB2 binding adaptor protein, transmembrane
Biological process (GO): B cell homeostasis; immunoglobulin production involved in immunoglobulin-mediated immune response; B cell proliferation involved in immune response
Cellular component (GO): membrane
Molecular function (GO): protein binding
Source: RefSeq, a predicted model, not a curated record